AUGCCGGCGGGACACGGAGUGAGGGCGAGAACGAGAGAUCUCUUCGCGAGACCGUUCAGGAAGAAGGGUUACAUCCCACUCUCGACUUACCUCAGGACUUUCAAAGUCGGCGAUUACGUCGAUGUCAAGGUUAACGGAGCUAUCCACAAGGGUAUGCCUCACAAGUUCUACCAUGGACGUACCGGCCGAAUCUGGAACGUUACCAAACGCGCCGUCGGUGUCGAAGUCAACAAACAGAUUGGGAACAGAAUCAUAAGGAAGAGGAUCCAUGUGCGUGUGGAGCACGUGCAGCAGUCAAGAUGUGAAGAGGAGUUUAUACUGAGGAAGAAGAACAACGAUGUGCUCAAGGCUGCAGCUAAAGCUAGAGGAGAGACAAUCAGCACAAAGAGACAACCAAAAGGUCCAAAGCCAGGUUUCAUGGUCGAAGGCAUGACAUUGGAGACUGUCACUCCCAUUCCUUACGAUGUCGUCAACGAUCUCAAGGGCGGUUACUAA
Messenger RNA from Microthlaspi erraticum, 495 nucleotides. The record is from the annotation of a GenBank genome assembly. Lineage: Eukaryota; Viridiplantae; Streptophyta; Magnoliopsida; Brassicales; Brassicaceae.